AUGAAUCCUGACCAUGAAGACCUCCCGGAAGCGUUUCAGCGAGCGAUAAGAGAUAUCAAACUGUACUCAAACCGUGUAUGGGCGGUUGCAGGAGAAAACCUACCUGAUUUGCUACCGCAAAGUACGCAAAUGUUGUCUCAUUUCGAGAUACUAAGUGACUACAACGUUCAUCAGUCAUGUAAUUUCGAGUUUUGUGAGUACUCUCAGCGUGACUUCACAGCUGUUCAACAGCAACAUGAGUGCAAAGAUGCCAGCUGCAUGCAGAUGCGGGGGCAGUUUCCAAGGGAAAUACUCCACCAUGCUGCCAGUAGUGGAAGUUCGACAGUGUGGAAUUUAGCGGGGAACGCCAUGCUUGAGCCUCCUCGACCAUACAUGGCAGUUUCUCAUGUCUGGUCAGAUGGCACUGGGCCCGGCGCAUGGGAAGAUGGAAGAGUCAAUGAAUGCCUGUACAAUUUCUUCCGAGAGAUUGCAGAACAGUUCCUAUGUGAAGGGAUUUGGUGGGACACCAUUUGCAUUCCAAGAGAAAAAGCCGCUCGGAAUAAAGCCAUCCAUAACAUUCAGAGCAACUAUAAAAGUGCCCAAAUCACAUUGGGGCAUGAUUGCUUCCUCCGGAAUUGGAACUGGAACCCAGAAACUGCAUGCUUUGGGAUACUAAUGUCCCCUUGGUUCAGUCGAGGCUGGUCUGCCCUGGAGUUAGCCAACUCCCGCAAGGUGAAAUUUAUUUUCAAAGGACCUUCUGGACCUAUGAUAAAGGAUCUUGAUGAAGAGAUUCUUGCAAAGACGGAUGAAUGCGGUGGCCCACACAAAGAAGCUACCAAGAUCAUCCAAAGCCUACGCAAGGAAAUCACUUCUUUAAAUGAUCUCCUGACCGUGUUAGGCCCACGACAUACUCUUGGCCAAAAGACCUUGCCAUCAUUUCUGCACUCCUUGUCGGUGUUACGCCGGAAGAGAAACUGCAGACUACAUACAAAAAGAUCCUCACAAAGAUCAGAAAGAUCUCAUAUGGACACCUCUUUCAUGAUUCUGCGAGCAUGUCGGCCGAGCUCAGCUGGUGUCCAACUAGUUUAUCUAACCAUCUGCCAGGAUGGAGUUCAUGGAACGUGGUGUGUUAAGAAGGCCGAUAGCAAGACAGAAGGAAUUUGUUCAUGGCGUGGUUCGCAUCCACUGAUCAGACAGAUACUUCAAAAGGCCCUCAAAGAUUCCGGUCGGUGCUGGCUUUUAGCCAAAUGUGGUACAAAGUCAGUGAAAGAGGCAUUAUUGGUGAGGAAGAUACAGGGCGUGCGCUAUCAAUACGUUGGCGCGUUACCGUCGAGAUCUCAUGUCAAAAAACAUCAAUGGUUGGAUCGAGGAGAAAGUAACAAUUUCAAGCCUGAAUAUCACGGACAAAAGGUCGAGAUGUUACGACGUGCGGUAUGGACAGGAGAUCAUAAGACAGUCUCAGAGCUGGGCAGAAAAGCCAAGCUACAUGUUCCAGACUCACCUGGACAGUCCCUACUUCAUCUUGCCGCGGAGCCCGGUGACACCAGAAUAGUUAAAUUUCUGCUGAUGAGAUCCGAUUUGAAUCAUAGAUCCAGCGACGGACAGACUGCGUUGCAUCGAGCGGCUUGGGGAGGGUCUGAUUCCGUCGUGGAAUUGUUGUUGAAUCAUCACAUCGAUUCAAAUGUGAAAGAUAACGACGGCAAUGUUGCAUUGCACAUAGCUGCCCGGAUGGGAUUCUUGUAUAUUGUUAGGAUCCUCUUCAAAAGACACAUAAACACAGGGGGCUGCAACAAACUCACAGCUCUGCAUUAUGCAGUCAUAAAUAGGCAUAUACAAGUGGCUCUACUGUUGCUCGAGAACAAGGCUAGAGUCAACGUUCAGGAUGGCAAGCUUGGGUGGACACCGUUACAUUGUGCAGCUGGCGUCGGAGAUGAGGGUCUAGUCGAAAUCCUUUUCGAAGCAGGCGCUGAAGUGAACAGUAAAGAUCAUGAGGUUGGCUGGACACCGAUGCAUCUUGCAGCUAUGUACGGGCACAACAGCAUCAUGCGGCUGCUUAGGAGAAAGGGUGCUGAUUUUGAUGGGGAGGACAACUAUGGUUGGACCCCGCGACGAUUUUCGAACAUGAAGGCGCCGGGAGCUGCCGAACUUCGAACUAGCGAUUGUUCCGAAGCAUUCGCUUGGACACCGUUGCACUGUAUGUCAAUGAACAACCAGAAUGAGUUCUUCAAAUUCUUGGUUAAAAAUGACGCAAGUGCUUUUUUCUAUCGUCAACAUAAGAGAGUUAGAACUUGA
Molecule: messenger RNA, 2271 nt
Organism: Penicillium malachiteum
Lineage: Eukaryota; Fungi; Ascomycota; Eurotiomycetes; Eurotiales; Aspergillaceae
Product: ankyrin repeat domain-containing protein
Exons: 2
Coding region: 1-2271 (756 amino acids)
Molecular function (GO): protein binding
Source: RefSeq, a predicted model, not a curated record